This is a messenger RNA of Acaulospora morrowiae, 843 nucleotides long. NCBI's taxonomy places the organism in Eukaryota, Fungi, Glomeromycota, Glomeromycetes, Diversisporales, Acaulosporaceae. The record is from the annotation of a GenBank genome assembly.
AUGGAUGUUGUUAUGUCGGAUGGCGAACCCCAAAGUACUUCCACCCAAAAGACAAGCUCUAUUGGUUCAAGCUUCGGAAUGAAUCCAGUUACGGAGUGCACGUACGGGUCAACUUUCUGGCCUCAGAUUUCGUGUUUCGUUCGUAGUGCAAUGCAAACGGACAUGCAGAUCGAGAGGCCUUUGCACACGUUUUCACACGAGGAACUUUACAGGAGCAUAUAUUGGAUGUGUUGGCAGGGUUUUCAGAAGAGACUUUAUGCCGAUUUGACAUCAGUGAUCGAAGAAUCUCUAAACACACUUGAGAAGCAAUUAGAAAAUAUUCAACAGAUGGAAUUAUGGCUCGAAAAAUUCAAACAGAUUUGCGUCAAUCAUGCAAGGGCUACUGAUAUCUUGGGCAGCGUGUUUGCGUAUCUGGAUAAGACCUAUAUACAGUAUGCACUUCACGAAAAUCUUAGAGACAUCUUGGUAGAACGAUUCCAACAUCUCAUAUUAGAAAAGUCAGAAAUGCGCGCCAUAUUCGUGUUUAGUAUGAUACUCGAUAGCCCAGAGGCCUUUAGUUUAGAUCUUGUAGUUGGUACUGUGGAAGCACUGUACAAAAUUAACCCUGACAACAUCUACCUGAAUCCAACUUUGUUUCAAAAUUCAAUUAAGAACAUGACUAUACCUUGUAAUCUUGACGAUAUUCGACAUCGACACGUGACUUUGGAAGCAAAAUACCAAUUAGAAAGGUUAAAAAACGAGGGCUGGGAACCGGGAUUUUCACAGUUAAAGAGGCCAUCGGCGGUGAUAGAGGAAGACGAUACACAAGUGAAAUCAUCAAAACGUCAACAUCAUUCUUCAUAA